Phytophthora sojae is the source of this 4166-nucleotide messenger RNA. RefSeq lists its product as hypothetical. The record is from RefSeq and is a predicted model, not a curated record. The transcript has 2 exons. Gene Ontology annotation, molecular function: metal ion binding. The coding region runs from base 1 to 3903 and encodes 1300 amino acids. NCBI's taxonomy places the organism in Eukaryota, Oomycota, Peronosporomycetes, Peronosporales, Peronosporaceae.
AUGCUGGAGAAGGACGCCCCGACGCCGCCCGGCUCGGCGCCGUCGUCCCCCACGCACAGCGAGGCGUCGUUCCAGCAGGAGCGCAAGAAGGCGGCGGAGCAGGUGCGCGCCAACAUCGAGAAGUUCGUGGACGGGCUCAUGAGCGAGAAGUACACGCUGGCGCAGCUGCUGAACGAGAGCUUCUCGCUCGAGAUGCUGGAGCUGCUCUUCAAGCGCAUGACCAGCCGCCUGCGCGGCAUCCUCUUCGCGCGCGACAAGACGCUCGAGUUCAUCCGCCUGGCGCUGGACGCGUCCUACCCGCGCCACACGCGCGCCAUGGCGGCGCAGUUCAUCGUCGUGGGCGGCGCCGUCAACGCCAUCGCGGCCUGCGAGCCGGGGAAGCCGCACCAGUGCUCGGAGUUCUGGGACUCCAUCUUCGACACGCUGCAGCGCGAGGCUGACGGCGUCUCGCUCAAGUGUGACACGCCGCUGCGCCGCAAGGAGCGCCAAGCCUCCGUCGCCGAGCUGGAGGAGCUCAUUCAAGUGGCCGUGCAGGUCUUCGAGAAGGACGGCGCCCAGACGCUGCAGCAGAGCUUCGCCGAGCACGAGGAGGAGAACGGGGGUCUGACGCAGGAGGAACAGGAGCUGGCUAGAAGGCGCAAGUCUUCGGCAAGGUCGUCACUGGGUGCGGACGCUGAUGCAGCUGCUAUUGGAUCUAUCGUCGCUGAAAAUUCCGGCGUGACGGAGCGUGAAGAGGACUCGGACUCGGAUGAGCCCGAUGAUACGGGGAUCCCGGCGCCGCUGACCACUGAGGUAAACGAGACGGCCAUGUACGGCAUCUUCAGCCACGAUUCAGCCAACUUUGCAUCGCAGAUCCUGCGAUAUUUCGCUAUCCGAGGACAGAAGGGGGCGUGUAUUUUGCACUUUUUGGCGGAGCACCCGGCUACGGUGGACAUGCUGCUGGCCAACAUUGGCCAUGAUGACAUCCGGACGCUGCUGCUGCACCUCAUCUACGCGGAGCACUCGGAGGCGGCCAUCACGUCGCUGUUCGAGACGCACAUGAUGCAGAAGUUGAUUCAGAAACAGGUGACCUUUUCUCCUCCACGCAACGCCUUCGAGCGUGACUGCAUUGAAAACACCUUCCUGUUGCUGCGUGAGAUCGUUCAUGCUCCGUAUUUGACAGGACGCGGAGUGGCCAUCUCCGCCAGAACCAUCCCGCUGGACAAGGUGACAGGCCAGGACGAGUACGUGUCUAUCUGCGGCGCCUCGCGCGAGACAGCCAACUCUGCGUUGCGCAAGUACACAUCGCGCAAGGUUCGACGUCUCAUCCACUUGUUCAUGCAGGAGCACCAGGCAGCUCUGGAACACCUCUUCGUGCAGAUGAUCAAGGAGCUGACGUUCUGGAGUACGCCAUUGACACGUGAGCGGCGAGGCAACGUGGCUUCACUCGAGUCGCUGAUGUUGCUGUCCCAGGGACACCCGCGUCCUACGUGUAUUACGAUGCUGAUGCAUCUUUUUGAGCUAACCGAGACGGUGGAGUUUACUGACACUCGGAACACUGGCGGAAAUUCGGCAGCGACUGUGGGGAUUGACUGUCUCAACUUCUUGUGCUCUACGCAUCUAAUGCGUAAGGGGAAUCUCCUGGUGAAGAAGAAGCUGAAGAACGAGGUGCAGCUAUGCCAGGCGAGUCUGAACUGCAUGAUGGGGCUCCGAAUGACUGCAGUUCGUGAGGAUGAACCAAAAUCAGCCAACCUGGACAAAGGAUUUACGCCGAAUCUUGGAAAUCAAAGUGUCAUUACGCUGGAUGAGAUGGAGGACGUCCAGAGCUCGGAUUGGCACGAAUUUGGCUUCAGCGUGACUGUGAAGAAGAAACUUCCCGAUGCAAACAACAGCACUGCUUCGCACCAUAGUGUGGUAGCUCCCGCGAACGCCAUGAUCCACCACCAGCGCCGAAAUGGAAGGGAUGAGCAUGAUUCCCACGCUGCGGAAGUGAAAUCUGUCGAGUACUUUGCGGCAUCCUCUGAAGAGGAAAAGCAGGCGUGGAUUACGUUGCUGCAGGCUGUGAUUGACGGUGAUCUGAAUGAAUUGGAGAUUUUCUGCAGUGAUGACUGGCGUAGCAACGUGCGUGAGUACCGCCGUCUUCGUGAAUGCCUGAUCACGUGCAUGGAGCGGAAGGGUCACGAGCUCAUGGUCUUCCUAAAACAAGUGAUUACUUUCAAUACGCGCAGGGCGUCUGGAUACCACCUUUGGUCCGUUGUCAAGUGUCUCAACUCCGUUCUGUCAAACGAGUCGAAGCGUUUGGACCGAAUGUUCGUUGGGGCUCACGUUAUUACCACCCUUAUCACGUGCUACGAAAAAUACCCGAUGUGGAAUCUGCUCCUGGGCGAAAUUACGAAGAUGCUGGUGUUUUGCAUUGGUGAUUUCAAGAGCAAACGCUCUCGCAAGUGUCCCAUCAUUGGACGUAUCCUGCAGACGGAGGGCCCAGACGCAAAGCUGGCGCCUCUGCUCUGCAAGGUGUACCUCAAUCGCGAUACCAUUGACAGCAAUGGUGAACAGGAAUACGACAGCAUGGCAGGAACUGAUGCUCUAUCCAACUUGAAGCUCAUCAUGGAAGCCCUCAAGAUGUGCUACAAGGACCCGAAAACGAGAAGCCAGGAGCGUAUUCAGUGCGAUAUGAAAUCCAAUCCAGUGUGGCGGAAGCUCGUGCAGGCGUCUGAAGAAAUGACCAAGAGGGACCCACUCAGUUGCAUCUUGACGGUUGGUACGCCACCUGCGUUAUCUCCGGCAGACGUCUCAAAGUCAACGACACCGCCAUUUGGGACAACGGCGCCAACUCCACCCACGUUCCAGGAAGAUAUCAUCAACCAAAUCAGUCGGCCAAGCUACUCAACGGCGCACGGCUUCGGAUCGUCGUUCCUGGAGGGUGAAGGCUGUGCGUUCGGAUACCUGUUCAAGGAGCGAUAUGGUGUUCGGGAAUGGAAAAAGGCACUUGUUGUGUACGAGUAUGACUCGCACAAAUUGUGGUACUUUUACCCGAGUGAAGUUGAUGAGACGCACGCCAUUAAGUGGAAGUGGAUUGUUCCUCUGGCUGUCCGCAGCCGUUAUACUCACGGCCAGGACGAAACCCACACGUCAGUGGGCCACCAUGGUUUGUACAUUACAGCAUACGACCACCAGCAGUGUGACGAAGACAACAACUUAUCGGCCAAGGAAAUGCAUUUCAGCGUGACGAAGCUCGAAGAUCGGGAUUUGUGGAAGGACUUGUUGUCCAAUGCGGCCGAUAAGAUCCAGGAGAUGUGUCGCGAAUACUCGGUACUCUCGCAGAAACUCAAGAAGCCCGACAAGAAGACCGUGACUCACUGUCAGGACCCGACGUGCAACACACCGUUCAAGCUAUUCCGCCGUCCGCACUCAUGUAAGCGAUGUGGCAAGUGGAUGUGCGCUAAGUGUACCUCGCAGCGCAUGUCGAUCCCGGAAGUAGGCCUGCUGCAUCCUGUUCGUCACUGCCGCUCGUGUUUCGAAGCUCAUGGUGGGGCGCAUGCGGAGGUGGAGCCUUUCAACCUCUUCCACCUCACUUCAAGGAGAAGCAAUGCCCCCAACGAUGUUGGUGCAAAUAUCGCGGCGGCGGCCGCAGCUCAGAAUGGCACGCUGAGCAACGCGGAGCUGUACGAACUUGCGCACGGCAUGGUUUCACCCCGAACUCUCAUGCAGAUGAACCGUCGCUUGACACGACUGAGCUCGAUCGAGUCGCCUACGGCGGUGGAGAAUGGUGGCGGAUUCCACGUGGACGAGAUCAACGCUCCAGGCAAUCUUGGUGCCGAGAAUCUCGCCACGUUCGGGGACGACGACGAUGACUUGUCGCCGUUCUCUCCUUCUAUGUCGCGCCGCAGUCUGCUGAACCCGCGUGAAGACAUCCGUGGGUAAGUAAGUUUUGUGCUUUUGUGGGCAGUGGGCUCGUGUGUGAAGCAGAGCAAGUUCGCAGCCGCCUGCGUUAGAUGCUGCUAGCGCCGCGGUAGUAGGUAGGCAAGGUAGGUGAUAAAAUUCUCGCCCUCGCCGAUGAAGACGACCAAGCAGGUGGUAAGCGUUGAAGAAAAUAGGCCUCGGGGGCUUGCAGCGUGGGCAAUGCUUGCAGGAAGGGAAGGCGAGCGUAAGAAGACAAUUCUGAACAAUACAUGCUUUUUCGUGGC